Messenger RNA from Triticum turgidum subsp. durum (durum wheat), 1035 nucleotides. Lineage: Eukaryota; Viridiplantae; Streptophyta; Magnoliopsida; Poales; Poaceae. The record is from the annotation of a GenBank genome assembly.
AUGCAGCAUGCGGAGGCACCACCAGCACCAAUGGCUGCUCUAGGAAGCAUCGUCAGCCCCGUGCCGUUCAAGGACGUCGUCCACGAAGAGGAGGAUGAACACCGGCCGGAAGAGUACGCGAACAUCAUCUCCACCUUGCCGAGCAUCACCACCAGUUUUGGGCCGUUGGUCCUCUACCAGGGUGUCUGGCUCCGCCCGUGGAUCGUCCCUGGGGUGAUCGCCGUCCAGCGGCGUUUCGCCCCGCGCCCUGACGACGUGCUCCUGGCGAACCCGCCCAAGUGCGGCACCACCUGGCUCAAGGCUCUGUCCUUGGCCACCAUGGCACGGGCCACCUACCCACCGUCGGGCGCCGAUCACCCACUCCUCCGCCUCAACCCGCACGACUGCGUCCCCCACCUUGAGGCCCUCUUCAGUGCCGGCCAGGAAGCCAAGCUGGAGGCGCUGCCGUUACAUAGGCUGAUGCACACGCACAUGCACCACUCCCUGCUGCCACCCUCCUUGGCCCGCUGCAAAAUCAUCUACAUCUGCAGGAAGCCCAAGGAUAUGUUGGUUUCCAUGUGGCACUUCAUCAUGGCUGCAGGAGGCGCCGCCUUCCCCUUCUCCGACCUGUUCGAGUCUGCGUGCGACGGUAAAAACCCCCACGGCCCCAUUUGGGACCACAUUCUCGGCUACUGGCGGGCCAGCAAAGCAAGUCCGGAGAGGGUCCUCUUCCUAAGGUACGAGGAGAUGCUGCUCGACCCGGUCAGCAGUGUCCGGGAGCUCGCCUUGUUCCUCGGUGUGCCCUUCACGGCGGCAGAGGAGGCGGCGGGCUCGCCCAUGGACAUCUGCAGGCUGUGCAGCAUCAACACGAUGAAAGACCUGGACGCCAACAACACUGGAGUGUUUGGGCAGUUCCUCAAGUUCCCCAAUCGAUCCUUCUUCAGGGAAGGGGUCGUGGGGGACUGGGCCAACCAUAUGACGCCCGAGAUGGCCCGCCGCAUCGACGCCGUCGUCGAGGACAAGCUCGGAGGAUCGGGACUCAGCUUCACGUGCUGA